Molecule: messenger RNA, 1876 nt
Organism: Tigriopus californicus
Lineage: Eukaryota; Metazoa; Arthropoda; Copepoda; Harpacticoida; Harpacticidae
Exons: 3
Coding region: 585-1805 (406 amino acids)
Source: RefSeq, a predicted model, not a curated record
CAAUGUGAACUGAAGGCAAGGAGGCGUCGUAGAUUUGCGUUUAACACCCGACCCAGGACGCAAGGGUUCGGGUUGUUGCCAACAACAUCACCAACAGUAACAACAACCGAGGCAACUUCGAUCUGUGCUCGGCGGAGCAGUUUUGGGAUCGUCUUCAUCGCUCAAAUUUCAGGUGAGCUCUAGCGAAAGUUCGACCGAGAAAUUGAGUACAAACCCGUGUCGUUAUCGUUCGCCAACGUUACUCAAUCCUGCGAUCAUUUCGUCACAACUGUCGUGUGCAGUGUUUUUGAGGAAUUUCUGGUGGACCAGAUCAAAUCAGGACAUUAAACGAGUCGGAAACUCGAUUCGAAAGGAAAACGAGACUUGCAUUUAGAAGAAGUGCGAAAGCAUCAUCAGUUAAUAAACAAAGCAGACCAGCGUUAGUCAGUUUGUUAGGGUGACCGGUUUGUUGGCGGAAAGAUUGUUUCGAGAAAAGGUGGUGCGUAACCCUUUCCGGCUUUCCAUCUUCGUAGAAUGCAUACCAACAAACGAAAGGUUUGAAGCAAAAGAGGGUCAAAAUCAAGGAAAAGGUGAUCAAGGCAACCAUGACGGUGAGUGUUGGGCCCCGAAGCUCUUCGCCCAUUAAUUUGGAGGUGGAUGCCCUGGAUGACUCUCUCGAUUUUGAACACCUCGUCCUGGAUGCCCAUGACAAAUCCAACGAGAGCACCGACUUACUCCUUCCCAGUAACGAGAAAUCGUUGUCAGAAGAUGGCUUCAUUCCGCCUGGCCUCUAUACCCGGGUCAAUUUGAACGAUUCCAUGGAUUCGACCCUGUCUUCCGAGCCCGCCCCUUCCAAGAUCCCAAUGCUAAUGGGCAUGAUGUUCGCCCUUUUGGCCAAUAUCUUGCUCGUUUUCAACAACUACAUAAUCCGAGGAUACCAUCUGAAUGCUGGUGAACUCAUUUUUGUGCGCGGAUUUAUGCAAGUACCAGUCUGUGUACUGAUUGCCAAAUGUCAGGGAUACGCCCUCAUUCCCAUGGAACGCUUCAUGAUGGUUUGGCUCAUUCUCCAAGGUCUGGGUUACUCAUUGAUGGUUUUUCUUUGCACCUUUGCCGUCCGUCUGAUGCCUGUCCAGGAGUUCAUCGUGCUCUGUUUCACUUCGCCUAUUCCAACCAUCAUAUUCUCUGUAUUAUUGCUCAAGGAACGCAAGGGCGUGGUGUUCAAGUGCUUACUCAUGCCAAUCCUGUUGGUUGGGGUCUGUCUUGUGGUCAAACCAGCAGUAUUUUUCCCCAAUUCCGAUCAAGACGGCGAGAGAUAUCCCCAAUUCACCCUUGGAGUGAUCUUGGUGGUUAUCGCCUCGAUUGCGAGCGGUAUCAGCAACGUGUGCGUGGCCAAGGCCAAAUCCGUUAACAGUUUUAUCUUGAUGAGCUACAUGGGCUUUGCCACCAUCUUGUUCUCCGUUAUCUUAUUGUUCGUACCCCUCCCGAACCGGAUUAUCCAUGAUUUCGCAAGCAUUCCGCAAAUCGAAUUGGCCAUGACCCUGACUUCAAACCUGAUCAGCAUUUCGGCCUCACUUUUUAUUGUAUUAGCCAACAAAAUGGCCACGCCCACUGUUACGAGCAUGUUUAGGAGCACCGAGAUCCCCAUGGUGGUCGUGAUUGAGCUUUUCUGGUUCCAUAUUUAUCCGGACUUGUUGUCUAUUAUUGGCUCGUCUUUGGUGAUUGGCUGCGUUCUUCUAGUCCCGCAUGCGAUCACCAUAAGCUCGUGGUUCACCAGUCCUACAUUGCUUUACCGGAAGAAGAGCUCCAUCCUGGAAAACAGUGUUUAGUCUGAAUUUCAAAGAUGCCCUUUUAGAAUUGAUUUGUAUAGUUCCCAAGGAAUACACUUUUGCCUAUCGAA